UCCAGCGUUGCGUAGAUAGAUCGAAGUCAUGGUUCGUUUAUGUUUUUGCCGUGCAAAGCUGAAUGAACCAAUAAGGAACUGAAAAUUUUGUUUUCAAAGUAUUUAGUAGGUUAGCCGAUUGGAGUUGGAGCAGUGGACGGUGGACCUUUCUCCCCAAGUCCAAUACCCAAAAAUAAAAUAAAUGAUGAAGACCUCUAUCCCAUUUCAAAUUUUAAUCUCAAAGUCUCACCCCACGUUGCCUUAUCCCCAAGUAAAGCCGAAAGUCCCAUCCCAACAACUACUACUACUCUCCUCCUUUCAGGUCCAAUUAGCCCUUUCGGGUCUGUUCUAAGCCCAAAUCCUCUUCCUCCCUCUCCCCUUUCUUCCUGCAAGACUCUAGAUCCCUUAGCGUUCAAAAGUCGCUUUCCGGGCUUCAAAUCCGCUGCCAGAUCGCUUCUCUUCGGGUUUUUGACCGUAGCAGGUUUACUUCUAGACAGCAAUGGCAGAAAUGACAGAAAUGGAAACAACCCCCGGGGAGAAUAACAAUGAUUUGGCGCUGAUCACUCCUGAAACACAGCCUAACAAGCGAAGGAAAAAGAAGUCCAUAGUUUGGGAGUACUUUACCAUUGAAAAUGUGAGUCCAGGAUGUAGAAGAGCAUGCUGUAAGCGUUGCAAGCAAAGUUUUGCUUAUAGCACUGGUUCCAAGGUAGCAGGUACCAGCCAUCUCAAACGUCACAUUGCCAAAGGAACCUGUCCAGCACUCUUACGUCACCAAGAUAACAAUCAAGUGACUCCAUAUAACCCAAGCAUGGGUGGAAGUGAAACACCAAAGAGACGCUACAGAUCUCCUAGUUCACCUUACAUUCCGUUUGAUCAGGAUCGUUGCCGCCAUGAAAUUGCAAGAAUGAUCAUCAUGCACGAUUACCCUCUUCACAUGGUUGAGCAUCCUGGGUUCGUAGCAUUUGUUCAAAAUCUUCAGCCUCGGUUUGACAAAGUGAGUUUCAACACCGUUCAAGGGGAUUGUGUCGCAACUUACCUGAGGGAAAAGCAAAGCCUCAUGAAGUUUAUUGAGGGUAUUUCUGGACGCUUUUGUCUUACACUGGACAUGUGGAGUUCAAAUCAAACCCUGGGCUAUGUGUUUAUAACCGGACACUUCAUUGAUAGUGACUGGAAGUUGAAUAGACGGGUUCUCAAUGUCAUAAUGGAACCAUAUCCUGAUUCAGAUUCUGCUCUAAGUCAUGCUGUUGCCGCUUGCCUGUCAGACUGGAGUUUGGAAGGCAAGUUAUUUUCCCUCACCUUCAAUUAUCCUCCAAGUGAAGCUGGGCUGGAAAAUCUUAGGCCUUUACUCUGCACUAAGAAUCCCCUUAUUCUUAACGGUCAGCUGUUAAUUGGAAAUUGCAUAGUUCGUACUUUGAGCAGCAUGGCAAAGGAUGUGCUCGGAGCAGGGCAAGAGAUCAUCAAGAAAAUCCGUGAUAAUGUAAAGUAUGUGAAGGCAUCAGAAUCCCAUGAUGAUAAGUUUGUUCAAGUUAAAAACCAGCUUCAAGUGCCAAGUGAAAAGACCGUAUUUCUUGAUAAUCAAACUCAAUGGAACACAACAUACCAAAUGCUUGCGGCCGCUUCUGAAUUGAAGGAAGUGUUUAAUUGUUUGGAUACUUCUGAUCCAGAUUAUAAGCUAGCCCCAUCAAUGGAAGACUGGAAGCUGGCUGAGACUUUAUGCACUUUCUUGAAACCUCUCUUUGAUGCAGCCAGCAUCCUUACAACUACAACUAGCCCUACUGCAAUUACAUUCUUUCAUGAAGCAUGGAAAAUACAUGCGGAUUUGGGUCGUUCAAUCAUUAAUGAGGAUCCCUUCAUCAGCAAUCUUGCAAAAUCAAUGCAAGAAAAGAUCGAUAAGUACUGGAAAGAUUGUAGCGUGGUUUUGGCACUUGCAGUAGUCAUGGAUCCUCGAUUCAAAAUGAAGCUUGUUGAGUUCAGUUUCACAAAAAUAUAUGGUGAAGAUGCUCCCACACAUAUCAAAAUUGUUGAUGAUGGAAUUCACGAGCUCUUUCUUGAAUAUGUGGCACUUCCACUGCCUUUGACACCAACUUAUGCAGAAGAAGGAAAUGCUGGAAAUAAUGGAAAGACUGACGAAUCUCAUCAAGGAAAUCUUCUUUCUGACCACGGACUUAACGAUUUUGAUGCCUACAUUAUGGAGACCACUAGCCAACAGAUGAAGUCUGAACUGGAUCAGUACUUGGAAGAAUCCUUGUUACCCCGUGUCCAAGAGUUUGAUCUGUUAGGUUGGUGGAAGCUGAAUAAGAUUAAGUAUCCAACUCUUUCAAAGAUGGCUCGUGACAUUUUUUCGAUUCCAGUAUCUGCUGCAGCUCCUGACUCGGUCUUUGAUAUCACAUACAAGCAACUGGAUGAGUACAGAAGCUCCUUGAGACCAGAGACCGUGGAAGCCCUAAUCUGUGCCAAGGAUUGGCUUCAUUAUGGAUCUGAAGUUUCAAAUGCACUUGUUAAAAUGGAAUUUUAGAUGUAGAUCUUACUUCCAUCAGAGUAUCAUGGUGAGGUUGCCCUAUUGGACAUAUUUAGUUUACUAUUUCACUAUUAGGCUUCUAUUUUGUACUAUUAGAAAGAAUUCUAUGGAUGCUUGGACAUGAAAACUUAAUUGCUAGGGUAGUUUUUGCUAGUGCAUGCUUCUUUGAAGGUUGUACUGGGCACAAAAAAGUCCCAACACCAAGUAGGCUUUUGACAGGGUUAGACCACGGACUAGUCUUAAGCUCCUGUAGCUUCUGUUAGGGACCGGAAGACUAUCCUGUCUUUUGCUUCUUAUUCAGAUGGAUGUACAAUGCAGAUUUGCAUAUUUGCAUGUCGACCUAAGCGGCUAAAACAACGACACAAUCGGAAGAAAUCAGUCUGAAUUGCAUCUCUGAACUUAGUCAAGACAGAACGAAACUGAAUCAAAUACAAUCUGGGUAACUAUUAUUUGCAUCUUGAUUUUUGAGUUGCAUGGUAUGUUGCCGCCUAUUGAUAGCAAGGCUAAUCGACAUU
Molecule: messenger RNA, 3012 nt
Organism: Durio zibethinus
Lineage: Eukaryota; Viridiplantae; Streptophyta; Magnoliopsida; Malvales; Malvaceae
Source: RefSeq, a predicted model, not a curated record